AUGAGUUACGGCAAAAAAGACGAGGAUGCCGACCUGGGCCUGGUCAAGGUGGACCGCACACAGGUCUUCCAAGAAGCUCGAUUGUUCAACAGCUCGCCAAUUCAGCCACGACGAUGCCGCAUUCUGUUAACCAAGAUUGCGCUGCUCCUCUACCGAGGGGAGACGUUCCCCACGAAGGAGGCCACCACGCUCUUCUUCGGCAUCUCGAAGCUCUUCCAGAACAAAGAUGCUAGUCUGCGACAGAUGGUGCUCCUGAUCAUCAAGGAGCUGGCCAAUUCGGCCGAGGAUAUUAUCAUGGUUACCAGCACCGUGAUGAAGGACACCGGAGGCGGCAGCGACGCAAUCUACAGACCCAAUGCCAUCCGAGCUCUGUGCCGUAUUAUCGACGCUACGACGGUCCAAGCUAUCGAACGUGUUAUGAAGACGGCCAUUGUCGACAAGAAUCCUUCCGUAUCCUCAGCGGCGCUCGUUUCGUCCUACCACCUGCUACCGAUUGCUAGGGAUGUCGUCCGACGAUGGCAGAGCGAGACCCAGGAGGCGGCCGCCUCUUCCAAGUCCUCGGGUGGAUUCUCCUUAGGCUUCUCUACAUCCAGCAGCUCCAUGCCCAUGAACAGCUCGACGAUGGCACAGUACCAUGCCAUUGGCCUCUUGUACCAGAUGCGCUCGCACGAUCGCAUGGCCCUGGUCAAGAUGGUCCAGCAGUUUGGCGCUGCCGGGGCCGUCAAGAGCCCCGCCGCCACCGUGAUGCUCGUCCGACUGGCUGCGCAGCUUGCAGAGGAAGACCCCUCUCUCCGACGGCCCAUGAUGCAGCUUCUCGACGGCUGGUUGCGACACAAGAGCGAAAUGGUCAAUUUUGAGGCUGCCAAGGCCAUUUGUGACAUGCGCGAUGUCACCGACGCCGAGGUCAACCAGGCUGUUCACGUCUUGCAGCUGUUCCUUACCUCGCCCCGCGCAGUCACCAAGUUUGCUGCGCUCCGAAUCCUACACAGCUUUGCCUCUUUCAACCCCACCGCUGUCAGCGUCUGCAACACCGACAUUGAGCUCCUAAUCUCCAACUCCAACCGGUCCAUUGCUACCUUUGCCAUCACUACACUGCUCAAGACCGGCAAUGAGGCCAGCGUGGACAGGCUUAUGAAGCAAAUUUCGGGCUUCAUGUCUGAGAUUACUGACGAGUUCAAGAUCACCAUUGUCGAAGCCAUCCGUACCUUGUGCUUGAAAUUCCCCAGCAAGCAGGCCGGUAUGCUGACCUUCCUCAGCGGCAUUCUCCGUGACGAAGGCGGCUUCGAGUUCAAGCGCGCGGUUGUGGAAAGCAUGUUUGAUCUGAUCAAGUUCGUCCCUGAUUCCAAGGAGGAUGCACUUGCUCACUUGUGUGAAUUCAUUGAAGACUGCGAGUUUACUAAGCUGGCCGUCCGUAUCCUGCACCUCAUCGGUCUCGAGGGCCCCAAGACGGCCCAGCCUACCAAGUACAUUCGCUACAUCUACAACCGUGUUGUGCUUGAGAAUGCUAUUGUCCGCGCUGCCGCUGUCACAGCCCUUGCCAAGUUUGGCGUUGGCCAAAAGGACCCAGACGUCAAGAGCAGCGUCAAGGUGCUGCUCACGCGCUGCCUGGACGAUGUUGAUGACGAGGUUCGAGAUCGAGCUGCCUUGAAUCUGAAGCUAAUGGCUGAAGAGGAUGACGAGAUGGCUCGAAACUUUGUCAAGAAUGACAACAUGUUCUCGCUCCCCUUCUUCGAGCACCAGCUGGUCAUGUACGUCACGUCUGAUGACAAGUCGGCAUUUGAUGUACCAUUCGACAUCUCCAAGAUCCCUGUGGUGACGCGAGAGCAGGCGGAUGCCGAAGACAGGACCAAGAAGCUUACUGCCACGGCUCCCACACUAAAGGCGCCAAAGGCUGGCCCGACCAAGACUUCAACAAGCGGUGCAGAGGCAGCGGCUACUGCCAGCGCCCAGGCACAGCGAUACGCCCAAGAGCUGAUGCAGAUUCCCGAGAUGAAAGAGUUUGGCAGCGUGCUCAAGUCGUCGCCCGUUGUCGAGCUCACCGAGGCUGAAACUGAAUACGUCGUUAGCGUUGUUAAGCACAUUUUCAAGGAGCACAUCGUCUUGCAAUACGAGGUCAAGAAUACUCUUCCUGAUACCGUUCUAGAAAAUGUAUCGGUCGUAGCAUCACCUUCAGACGAGGAGGAGCUGGAAGAAGUAUUCAUCAUUCAGUCCGAGAAGCUGGCCACAAAUGAGCCCGGCAAGGUCUACGUGGCAUUCAAGAAGCUGAAUGGGGAGGCGUCGUUACCCAUCUCAACCUUUUCCAACGUGCUCAAGUUUACAAGCAAGGAAAUUGAUCCUUCAACAGGCGAACCCGAAGAUACGGGCUAUGAUGACGAAUAUGAGGUGUCGGAAUUCGAACUCAGCGGCAGCGACUAUGUCAUUCCUACUUAUGCUGGCAACUUUAGCCAUCUCUGGGAACAGGUCGGUGCCGCUGGAGAAGAGGCAGAAGAGACGCUGCAGCUGAGCAGCAUGAAGAGCAUAGCCGAGGCAACCGAGCAGCUGGCCAAGAUACUAUCCCUGCAGCCGCUCGAAGGAACCGACGUCCCCGUCAACCAGAGCACACACACUCUCAAGCUUCUGGGCAAGACAGUCAACGGCGGCAGAGUGGUGGCGAAUAUUCGCAUGGCAUUCUCGUCAAAAUCUGGAGUUACAACAAAGAUCACGGUCCGAGGCGAGGAAGAGGGCGUGGCGGCUCUUGUGGUUGCAUCUGUGGCAUAA
Trichoderma gamsii is the source of this 2757-nucleotide messenger RNA. RefSeq lists its product as hypothetical. Gene Ontology annotation, molecular function: structural molecule activity. Gene Ontology annotation, biological process: intra-Golgi vesicle-mediated transport; endoplasmic reticulum to Golgi vesicle-mediated transport; protein secretion. NCBI's taxonomy places the organism in Eukaryota, Fungi, Ascomycota, Sordariomycetes, Hypocreales, Hypocreaceae. The record is from RefSeq and is a predicted model, not a curated record. The transcript is spliced from 5 exons. Gene Ontology annotation, cellular component: endoplasmic reticulum; Golgi membrane; COPI vesicle coat. Bases 1 to 2757 code for a protein of 918 amino acids.